Phodopus roborovskii (desert hamster) is the source of this 833-nucleotide messenger RNA. RefSeq names its product exosome component 5 (gene Exosc5). Gene Ontology annotation, cellular component: cytoplasmic exosome (RNase complex); nucleolus; nuclear exosome (RNase complex). NCBI's taxonomy places the organism in Eukaryota, Metazoa, Chordata, Mammalia, Rodentia, Cricetidae. The coding region runs from base 23 to 730 and encodes 235 amino acids. Gene Ontology annotation, biological process: rRNA catabolic process; U4 snRNA 3'-end processing; poly(A)-dependent snoRNA 3'-end processing. The transcript is spliced from 6 exons. The record is from RefSeq and is a predicted model, not a curated record.
GGCGGCGGCGUGGUCGGCGGCUAUGGAGGUAGCAAAGCGUGCGGACGCCAAGGGAAGCACUGACACUGAAACAGACUCCAGCCCUCGAAGUGCAGGCUGCAGCCUCCGGCAUUUUGCUUGUGAACAAAACCUGCUGUCCCGGCCGGAUGGAUCUGCUUCUUUCCUGCAAGGUGACACCUCUGUCCUGGCUGGAGUGUACGGGCCAGCCGAGGUGAAGGUCAGCAAAGAAAUCUUCAACAAGGCCACACUCGAAGUGAUCCUGAGGCCGAAGAUCGGGCUGCCUGGCGUGGCUGAGAAGAGCCGGGAGCGGCUGAUCAGGAACACAUGUGAAGCAGCGGUCCUGGGAGCCCUGCACCCACGCACCUCGAUCACGGUGGUGCUACAGGUGGUGAGCGACGCCGGCUCCCUCUUGGCCUGUUGCCUGAAUGCUGCCUGCAUGGCACUGGUGGAUGCAGGUGUGCCGAUGCGGGCUCUCUUCUGCGGGGUCAGCUGUGCCCUGGACUCAGAUGGCAAUCUCGUGCUGGACCCCACGACCAAGCAAGAAAAGGAGGCCCGGGCCAUCCUGACCUUUGCUCUGGACAGUGUGGAGCAGAAGCUACUGAUGUCCACCACCAAGGGGCUCUAUUCUGACGCCGAGCUCCAGCACUGCCUAGCGGCUGCCCAGGCUGCCUCACAGCACAUCUUCCGUUUCUACCGAGAGUCACUGCAGAGGCGCUACUCCAAGAGCUGAGAUGAGCCAGCGCAGGGAGCCCCUCACGCCACCGCCUCCAGCUGCCACUUGACAACGCCUCACUCCAGCUCUCGUGUGGCUACCAAUCCUAUAGCAGCAGGGG